Lactuca saligna is the source of this 306-nucleotide messenger RNA. Lineage: Eukaryota; Viridiplantae; Streptophyta; Magnoliopsida; Asterales; Asteraceae. The record is from the annotation of a GenBank genome assembly.
AUGGUUGAUUUAUACGGCCGAUUGAGCCGUUUGGAUGAAUCAUUACGCUUCAUCCAGAGUAUGUCAUGUGCCCCGAUUGCUGAAGCAUGGGGUGCACUGCUAAAUCCUAACACGAUUUAUAAAAAUGUGGAAAUGGCUAAACUUGCGUCUAGAAAGAUGGAGGAAUUAGAGGCUAACAAUGAAGGUGCGUAUGUGGAGUUGUCCGUAUAUGUGGAGUUGUCGAAUGUUUUUGCGGAUUUUAAGAAUUUGAAUGGUGUUGAUGUUGUGAGGCAUAAAAUGAAGUCAAAAGCUGUUGUCACGAAUUAA